Emiliania huxleyi CCMP1516 is the source of this 2121-nucleotide messenger RNA. It is a transcript of the gene PTA8, whose product is annotated as putative inorganic phosphate transporter. Lineage: Eukaryota; Haptophyta; Isochrysidales; Noelaerhabdaceae. Gene Ontology annotation, biological process: phosphate ion transmembrane transport. Gene Ontology annotation, molecular function: phosphate transmembrane transporter activity. The record is from RefSeq and is a predicted model, not a curated record. The transcript has 4 exons. Bases 38 to 1777 code for a protein of 579 amino acids. Gene Ontology annotation, cellular component: membrane.
CCCGCCUGGUUUCGCCGCUCCAAGGUCCGUCGCCGCCAUGCCGCUGGCCGAGUGUGUCGACCACGCCUACGACUGCAACGAUCCGGCCUUUGACGGCAAUCAGAGCACCUGUGCCUACUACAACGGCAAGUAUGCGGACAUGGAAGGAGACACCGCUCUCCUCGUGGUCAGCGCAAUCAUUGGCGCCGGUAUGUGCUUCUGCAUCGGCGCAAACGACUCGGCCAAUUCUUGGGGCUCGUCGGUCGGCUCGGGCGCAAUCCCGCUCGGCCUCGCCGUCUGCCUCGGCGGCUUCUUCGAGUGGUUGGGCGCCACCCUGCUCGGAUACGGCGUCUCGGGCACCAUCCAGAAGGGCGUGGCCGACAUCGACGACCCAGAGUGCUGGGGGUGCGGCCACUGCGACUCGGGCAUGUCCGUGUACGCCGUCGGCAUGUGCGGCUCCCUCAUCGCCGCCACGAUCUUCCUGCUCCUCUCCACGUUCGCCAAGAUGCCCGUCUCCACCACGCACGCGAUUGUCGGCGCGGUCGUCGGCAUGACAGUCGUCGGGUCCUACGAGAUGAACGGCUUUUCCUGCCUGAACUGGUCAUUCGACGGCGGCCUCUCCGCCAUCAUCGUCUCCUGGGUCGCGUCGCCGCUCCUCUCCGGCUUCAUCGGCAUCUGCAUCUACAAGCUGACCGAGAGGCUCACGCUCGCAUCCAGCAAGCCGACGCGCAACGCUCUCCUCCUCCUCCCGUACCUCUACUCGAUUGCCACCUUCAUCAUCGCCUUCAUGAUCAUGCUCAAGUCCAAGCCCACCAAGAGCAUCCCAAUCAUGGGCAAGAUCAUCAUCGCCGUGGCCAUCGGCGUCGUGAUGCACGUCCUCGCGACCUUCGUCGUCACGCCUGAGGUGGCCAAGAGGCUGCCCUCCUCGGUGAGGGACCGCGAGGCGCUCGAGGCGGAGGAGGCGGCGAGGCGGGAGGAGAUGACGUCUCUGCCGGCUCGCGUUCGAGAGCUCGAGGACCGCCUCGCGCUGGUGAGCCCGCCGCCGAGCCCGCCGGAGAGCACGCUGCCGGGCGUGGCAGCCGCCGAGGACGAGGAGAAGGUCGUGCGCAUGUCGCAGCAGGAGUACGAAGACCUGGUGCACCGCGCCGGCAUGAAGACGCGCAUGGAGAAUGCCAUCGACGACUUCACCUCGCCGAUGCGCACUCUGCUCUGGAAGUGGAUGCGCAUCGGCCACGUGCUCGAGCACGGCCAGGAAGACGCACUCAACGUGUUCAAGUACGUGCUCGUCUUCGUCGCAUGCCUCGAGUCUUUUGCUCACGGCGCCAACGACACCGCCAACUCGACCGGCGCCUUCUCGGCCGUCUACCUCUCCUACUCCGACGGCCUGUACGCGUGCGGAGACGCCGAGACGCCGUGGUGGAUCAUGUCGAUCGCGGGCGCGUUCGUCGCGCUGGGCAUCAUCACCCUCGGGUACCGCGUCAUCCAGACCAUCGGCUCCGACCUCGCGGAACUCAACUUCCACAUGGGCUUCUCGAUCGAGAUGGCGUCCACCCUGUCGGUGGUGAUCGCGACCAUCGUCGGCCUCCCCGUAUCCUCCACGCACUGCCAGGUGGGCGCCGUCGUCUUCAUCGGCCUCGUCAAGGACUGCGGCAAGAAGCCGGAGGAAAAGGCUGAGGGGGGGGGCGCCAACUGCAAGCUCUUUGGCAAGAUUGCGCUCACUUGGGUGCUGACGCUGCCCUUCGCCGCUCUCCUCUCCGCCGGGUUCGUCGCCAUCGGCCGCGCCGCCAUCAACCAGUGAGAGCUCUCGAUUGUCGCGCGAAAGCCGCCACUCAGCUUCAUCACCGUUGAUUUGAGGUCUGAACCGCACUCGGACCACGGAAGGGGGGGGGGCAACUCUCCAUCGGCGUCGAGAUAUCAAUAUGGACUUGAGAUUUUGGCGCUGACCGCUGACCGCUGUGCAACAAGAUCGAGACGGACAUGAACUGGACAGGAAGGACUGCGCAAUCUCAUCGAGAGAAGGAACAGCAAAAGCGAAAGGAAGAACGUGCGCGUGUGUGGAUCAGGUGUGGAUUGUCACUAACCGUCCUGUCGUGCGAUUUCGGGCUUUUUACGUAGGAAAUAGGCAGGCUUUCUUUCCCCGUU